Solanum pennellii is the source of this 1790-nucleotide messenger RNA. RefSeq lists its product as uncharacterized. Bases 198 to 1544 code for a protein of 448 amino acids. The transcript is spliced from 4 exons. NCBI's taxonomy places the organism in Eukaryota, Viridiplantae, Streptophyta, Magnoliopsida, Solanales, Solanaceae. The record is from RefSeq and is a predicted model, not a curated record.
CCAUUUUUGUCAACUUUUAGCUAUAUUAACUUAAAACAAUUUUAAAACCCAUUUAUUCCUUUUUUAUACAAAUUUUAAACAAAGUAAAACAUAUUAUCGUCAUAUCCUUUCUCGCUCUUUUUUUUUCUUUCUUCUUCUCCUCGUCAAAAAUUAGAGUUUCUGUUUGUUUUUUUCUCCAUUUUUCUGUACGAAUUUUAAUGGAAGAAGGUCUUAGAAGAAGUCCGCGUCUAGUGAGGGCUUCGAAUCCAAAAGUUUAUCGAAGAAAUCGAAAGAAGCUUCAAGUUUCGUCUUCUAAUUCUAUGGAUGAAAUUCCAAGUUUUAGUUUGGGUAUCUCACAAAUAUCGGGGGAGAAGAACAAUGAGGAGAAGAACAAUGAGGAAGAAAACAAGAAGCAAAAGAAAGGUAAAAAACGAGUUAAAGAGGUUAAAACAAUGAAGAAAUCGAAAAAAAUAUGUGUUACUUUGGCAUCUACAUCGAAGAAAAUCGUUGACAGUGAUGAUGAUUUUGAGGAUUUACCUCCUCAAUUUCAGUCAAAAAGUUUGAAAAAUAAAGAUGGAUUGGAGAAGAAAAGGCCGGUGAAUGAUGGAAAAACACGAAAUCGUUUACCCAAAAGUGUCAUUCUACCAGAGAGUAGAUAUCCGGAUCGUAAAUUCUGGAAACAUCCUGAUGUUGUGUAUAUUUCGAGUAGGUGGUCAUGUUACACUAAUCAUAGUGUCAUUGAACAAAUCAAACUAUCUUUAUCUGAUAAACAACUUGAGAUGUUUAGGAAUACAUGUUUUGGGUACUUUCUUGACCUUCCAAAAUCGAGCACACAACUACAACUUAUUCAUUGUCUUAUAAAUAGAGAGUUAAAACACACACCGGAUGAUGUGUUUGCUAUUGAAAUAAAUAACAAAAAGUUAUUUUUUGGUCUUAGAGAAUUUGGGAUAGUUACGGGCUUAAAUUGUGUUGGUGAUGGCACAUCUAUCAAUGUUCCCAAUUCUAGAUGUAGUUUGAUGAGUAGUUAUUUUCCGGAAAAAAUCACAGUUCCAAAGAGUCAUCUACGUGCACUGUUUUUAGCUAAAAAAUUCAUAGAUGAUGACUCGGCUGUUUCAUUGGCUGUUCUAUACUUCAUUAAUGAUUUUUUAUUUUCAUAUGAGGACAACGAAUACCAAAUUAGCAAUAGAGAUUUUUACCUUGUGGAAAGUGGAAAAUUCAAUUCAUAUCCGUGGGGUUUAGAUGUCUACAAAAAGUUGUCUGAUUCUGUGAGGCAUGAGCUUAAGUCAACACAUAAGUACUAUAGAAUUGGUGGCUUGCCUCUUGCUCUUCAAAUUUGGAUAUUUGAGUGUUGUUCAAAGGUUGAUGAAGAUAUAGCUAUUCGUGUUGCUGAUUCUAUUCCAAGAAUCUUGAAUUGGAAGACAAUUGCAGAAAGUCCAUGGUUAAAAUAUAUUGAGAAAUGUCUCUUCAUGCCUACAAAAAACAAGUUUGAGAACAUAGUGGCCAGUGAAGAUGAAGUAUCCAAAUUCAGGCUUCCUGAAACUCGUGAUUACCAUGCUGAAAUUUGACCAAUGAAGUCAUAGAAUUGAAAAAAGAGCUUGUAAAAGUGAAUGAAAAUAACAAAGCGCUUGAAGAGAAGAUUGAUUUAGGAUUCAAUCAAAUCAAAGAAUUUGUGGUGAACUCAAACAAACAAUUAUUGGAGGAUAUUUCUUUGCUGUUUGCUAAGAGUGGUGGUAGCAGCUCUGUUAUUCGAGAAGUUAAGGAACCAUCUAAGAAGCAUGCUGGCGAGACAUUUUCAGGUGGAUUAGAUUUUA